UUCCUGGCUUUUGAUCUCCAGGGUGUUCAUUUAGUUUGUGAGAGGUAGGUGUGGCGAGAUUAUCUGGAUGCAGUUUACGAGGAAGAAUCUACAGACAGUUUAGGAGCUUAGCAGGGGAAAUGUUCAUACCUAUUGUUUGAAGCAAUUUGAACAGUGACAUUUUACAGAUGAUGGUCGACCAAUUUCUAGUUUGUGCGUUUUAGUGUGCUAAAUUCGAUUGCUGUUCUCAUGGUGUUUUUCGACAUUGGAUAGCUUCGGAGAGAAACGUAGGUACUUGGUUAUUUCUUCUAGAAGCCGAGAGUGUAAAAUCUGAAACUGUCAGAAACUUGGCCGAGGAAUAAACCGUGGCCAGACCAGAGACUCCGGGGGAGCUCAGAUCUUAGAGCAUCAUGGCAGUCGAUGCGAGGUGCCGCAUUGUAGGACUCUUCUGCUACAUUCUCUUCUUACAUUCACUAGCUAUAAUAUUCUUUACUCGUGGAUUUCUGCUUACUCGAACAGAACUUCCGGAGUUCAGUACUUGCUCUGACGUAGCCAAGUCGGGAUGCUUUGGAAAAUACACGGCCUUAAGUGAUACGGCUUCUAGCGUUAAUCUUACUGAGAAAAUUGAUAAGAUAGUAGAAGGUGAGGCAUUCUUUUCACAAGAUGAUGGGAUUCGAAAGGCGGUUGAAGGAGGUCGUGAGGAGAAUAUCGAGACGAAUAGACAAAGUGACGACAAACCAAGUAGUGAAUGCUGGACGAAGCCUGCCAUCAAGCGAGUCAUUAUUAUUGUCAUUGAUGCUUUGAGAUUUGACUUUGUAGCACCUAGCAGCCAUUUUCCUGGAGAGAGCCAACCUUGGAUGGACAAGCUACGGGUGCUGCAGAAGCUCUAUAAGGAAGAAAAUGGAUCGGCUCGAAUUUUCAAAUUUGUGGCUGAUCCUCCUACCACCACUCUGCAACGUCUAAAGGGGUUGACAACUGGAGGAUUGCCCACGUUUGUCGACAUCGGAGACAGUUUUGGAGCUCCCGCAAUUGUGGAGGACAAUCUUAUUUAUCAGUUGGUACAGAGUGGAAAGAAAGUACGAAUGAUGGGGGAUGACACAUGGAUGAAGCUAUUUCCCUCUCAUUUUUCUGUGGCGCAUCCUUUUGAUUCUUUCAAUGUAAAGGACCUUCACACUGUGGAUGAUGGAGUUAUUCGUGAGAUUUUUCCGGCUUUGUUAGAACCUGACUGGAAUGUAUUGAUAGCUCACUUCCUUGGCGUGGAUCACGUGGGACAUAUUUUUGGCGUGGAGUCGCCUUUGAUGGUGGAGAAGCUGGAACAAUACGACCGAGUCAUUGAGGACAUUGUGACUGUGCUCAAGAACCAAUCUGGGCCGGGGGGCUCGCAUGAGGAUACCAUGUUGUUGGUCUUAGGCGACCAUGGUCAGACAUUGCAUGGAGAUCACGGUGGUGGUACAUCAGAAGAGGUAGACACCGCAUUGUUUGCUUUGAGCAUGCGUGAAUCGCCAGGUCGUUUACCACUGGAUCUCCAGUCUUCGACAUGCACAAUCAAUACGGAGUCAAACAGAGAUCAAAGUCCUUGUAUCACUACGUUCCCUCAGUUGGAUUUCGCUUCAACGAUGGCAGCUCUUCUUGGUGUGCCAUUCCCAUUUGGCAGCGUUGGUCGUGUAAAUACAGAGUUGUAUGCUUUAGCUGCUUCCACAUGGCCCUUCAAAAGUGAAGAUCACCCUCCUGAAGACCCGAUUCGCAUGUGGAUGGAGAGAUACAGUCUUGUGCUCUGCAUGAAUAGCUGGCAGGUUAAGCGAUAUCUAGAUACCUAUUCAACAUCCAGUAUACGUGGAUUUCCAACAUCCGACCUAGCAUAUGUUCAAAGUUUGUAUGAAAAGGCCCUGGUCAAUAUACAUUCCUUGUACAUGGAUCACAUUCAAAUGGGAACCAAUGACUCAGUUUCGGACCGCAGCAAGUUCAAGGAAAUAUCGGAUGAAACAACGAUAAACCUACUGGAUAGCAUACAAGACAACAUGGGGUACUUACUUGCUGCAGCUAAUUUGGCACGCACACAAUGGACACAGUUUGAAGAUGAGUGGAUGGCCAUAGGACUCUUUCUGUUGAUCAUUUCUAUGGUUGUUCAAGGAGUUGCUCUUAAGAGAGCCUUGAGCCUAUCAGUCGGAUCACGAUCAAGUGAAGAUAAAAAUUCUGAGAUACAGAGCAACCUGCAAGAAUUGUUUCCAGUUAAGCGAAUGGUAAUGGCGUGUGGAGUUGUAGCAGCCAUUGCAGGUGUUAUCUUGGGAUUUUAUACAACGACAGGAUGGGUGGAAUCGUCAUUAUUUGCAACUGUGAUUGCUGGUGGGCAAGUAUAUACUACCCUGGCAGCAGUGGCUUUGGUUUCUAUCAUUGCAUAUGUUUUUCCCGCGCGUGGUCCAAGAGUAGUGCAAAGUGAUCAGAAUAUCUAUGCCAAAGGACAGACAGUUUGCUCUUCUUAUCGGGAGGCAUGCAUACCAAAUGCUAAAUUAAGCAUGGCUAUCGUCUUUGUGGGCUUGCAUGCUUGUGGACUACUGUCAAACAGCUAUAUCCUUAGUGAAGGGCAAGUUGUGUGCUUCCUGCUAGCAACAUCAGGCAUUCUUUAUCUACGACGAGCCAUUCAGAGUUGCUGCAAAGUCCCCCAGGCAAUUCUCCUUUUGUUACUCAAUGUGGGGAUGGCUAGUGUAGGCCUAGUUCAGAUUUUCAAAGACCCGGCAACGGUAGCUAGCCCCUCACUUAAAGAUGAACACUCCUCAGCAUCUAAUUCUCCUCAACUAUCCAUCACUGAUUCAUGCAUAGCUCUGAUCACUACUGUUCUACCCCUCUCUUCGUUAGUAUGGCUCAUUACCCGACGUGCUCGUAAACUAUUUACGUUUCGAAGCCUUUAUUGGGCUAUAGCAUUGACAAUUCCUUUUUCUUACUUUUUGUUAAUUAUUCACUGGUUCACCAUGGAUAUAGCUUCCUGUCUGUUGCUGGAAAUCCCGCAAUCCUUUAUGGAAUUCUCUCGAUUAUUUUGCCCUCAAUUAGUAUAUAUGGCCAGUCUGAUGCUCGUUAUAUUCACUAUUAUUAAAAUUGCAUUGAGUACUAGAGUGAGUGUAUUAACUUCAUGUAGACAUCAUAUUGUGGAAGGAAUCGUGGCUGUAGUGGCCGGAUUAAGUGGAACAAUCCUUCUUCUUUUGGGAAGAAAAGGGCCAAUGGUUGUACUCCUUGCUGCACUUGAAAUAUGGUGUCUUCUGGAUCUGCAAGCUCUGGAUUUUUCAAACGAUAAUGCGACAGAGACGGGCAAGGUACUCAUCGAACAAGGCGUGGGGUCGAAUGGAGUGGGUUUGGGCUCCCACUUUGCAGUUGCUGUUGAUUGGAAUUUAGUUGCUGUGCAGCUAUUCUUCUGCACUGGUCACAGGUGUACUUUUGAUGGCCUUCACUUUACUGCAGCUUUUAUUGGGUUUGACGAGUUUUAUUUCUACAGACAAGGUGCUCUAUUAGCCCUCGACACAUUUGGCUCCUCGCACAUACUUCCGGUUAUUGGGCUCUCUCUUCUGGUCACUGCAGCUGCAGCUAGAAUGUCUUCACAGCCAAAGUUCUCGUUGGAGGGAGACAGGUUCUUCUCACUUGAAGUUGCUAAAGGCUACCUCUCGUACGGCUUGGUACGAACCAUUCUAACAACAGUAACUACUAUAUGUGUUACAUUGCAGCGCCGUCAUCUCAUGGUUUGGGGCCUCUUCGCACCAAAGUACGUCUUUGAUGCAAUAGGUCUCCUGGUGAUUGAUGGCUUCAUUGUCAUUACCGUAGUUCUCUACGUUUCUUCUUUUUCUGGGAAACUGAAAAUGACGUAGGUAGUUUCAAUGAUAGCAUUCUCUCUUUGUAAAACGGAGUUAGGGGUCUGCAACAUGUGUGAAGUUAAGCAUUCUUUAUCAGUCUGUCACCGAGUCAGGAUAUGGGGGAAUUAUUUUUUGUCGGUUGGGACCCAAGAGAGUUCAUCAGUCAAUUAUUCUAAUAUCAAGAAUCCCAGUUGGCAGAAGACCCGGAAGCAUUUUUUUUCACUCGCUACAACAUUGUAAUUCAGCUUCAACAUCAAUUACAUUUCUGUGUUCAUGAUUUGCGAAGA
Molecule: messenger RNA, 4102 nt
Organism: Physcomitrium patens
Lineage: Eukaryota; Viridiplantae; Streptophyta; Bryopsida; Funariales; Funariaceae
Biological process (GO): GPI anchor biosynthetic process
Cellular component (GO): endoplasmic reticulum membrane
Molecular function (GO): mannose-ethanolamine phosphotransferase activity
Source: RefSeq, a predicted model, not a curated record